Messenger RNA from Angiostrongylus costaricensis, 471 nucleotides. Lineage: Eukaryota; Metazoa; Nematoda; Chromadorea; Rhabditida; Metastrongylidae. The record is from the annotation of a GenBank genome assembly.
AUGGGAAAAAUUCCACUUGUACACAAUCGUAGUGAAGCAGUCGAUUCUUUACGAGAGAAAAAAGUCAAAGCGUUGAAUGAAUACGAUAUCUACAGCACAACUCGACAUGCUGAAAACUGCCGUGUACAACGUCAUACUGUAUUCCUCUUCAUCGUCUUCGGUGCAGUCCGCAUAACAUCGUACAAGUUUGAAGGGCUCUUAACGAAAAGGCUCCUUCCCACAGUAGGUGUUCAGUCACACGUACUGUUACAUCUCAUCACAUUUGCUCUUUCAUUGAUGACUUUCUAUUCGUAUGUCAAGGAUCUGUUCCGCAUGAGUCGUUUCGUAGUGUACGGACUUCGGAGCAAAUUCUACAAAGCAAAUCACGACCCCAUUCUUACUUUUAUUGCACUUUAUAUUUACAUGAGUAUUGUUAUGAAAUUACCACUAAUUGUUUAUGAGGUGAGAGCGAUUAUACUUACAUUGAUAUAA